This is a messenger RNA of Anolis carolinensis (green anole), 2509 nucleotides long. Its product is annotated as hyaluronidase-4. Bases 364 to 1860 code for a protein of 498 amino acids. Gene Ontology annotation, molecular function: hyalurononglucosaminidase activity. NCBI's taxonomy places the organism in Eukaryota, Metazoa, Chordata, Lepidosauria, Squamata, Anolidae. The transcript is spliced from 4 exons. Gene Ontology annotation, biological process: hyaluronan catabolic process; carbohydrate metabolic process. The record is from RefSeq and is a predicted model, not a curated record. Gene Ontology annotation, cellular component: cytoplasmic vesicle.
UAAACACAGCUGCUCACCGAGCACACAGACAUGGACUGUACCACUGCCGAAGCAGGGGAGAGCAGCCACAGGUAGUUCCCCUCCCCGCCUGUUCUCUUGGUCGAAGGGACACCUUCUGGGCACUUGGAGGAUAAGACUGAGAUGCAAAAUGCAUCUGGAUGGGAGGCAAGCAAGAGGUUCUCAGGCACCUUGGGCAUCCCGAGGAAAAGGCAGGGGCCUGAGCUAAAGGGGACCCACUGAGGGAGAAGGUUUAGCAGGUGCCCUGAUAUUGUGCCAGGUCUGAGCCUGGAUCUAAGGAGGGAGGCAGAGCGUUGGAGUUGGCAGGGUGCCGCUAGGAGGAGUUGGAGGCAAAGACUGGGUCCCAUGGCUGCAAAACUCUUCAGUGUUACCCACAAUGUGGAAACCUUGUGUUCAGCUGGACCAUCCCAGCGGACUUCGAUACACUUGAGGCUGCACAAGCACUUCUUGCUACUGCUGCUCUUGUUCCCAGACCUACCUGCAGCUUCUUACAACUUGAAACCAUCCCUGCCCCCAAUUAUAAAAAACAACCCUUUCCUAGUGACCUGGAAUGCACCAACUGCUCGGUGUUCAGCAGCCUAUGAGGUUCCCCUGAACCUAGACUCCUAUGGCAUCCUGGUGAACUCCCAAGAAGCCUUCGCUGGAGGGAACAUCACAAUUUUCUACUAUGAUCAGCUGGGCUUGUAUCCUUAUUACUUGGACACAACGGUGCCCCCCACUGCUGUUAAUGGGGGCUGCCCCCAGAACUCCAGCCUGACAGAACACUUGGACAAAAUGAAGAGCGAUAUUGGGAACAUCAUACCUUCAGAAUCCUUUGCAGGCCUCUCUGUGAUUGACUGGGAGCACUGGAGGCCUCAGUGGAUUCGGAACUGGGAUAAGAAAAUGAUAUAUCGGAACAUGUCGCUCCAGCUUGUCAGGAAAUGGAGCCCCAAUUUGUCUGACCCACAGGCAGAAAUGAAGGCCAAGUGGGAAUUUGAGACAGCUGCAGAGAAAUUCAUGUUGGACACCCUCCGGCUUUCUCAGUCUCUGCGGCCCAAUGGCUGGUGGGGCUACUAUCUCUUCCCAGAGUGCUACAACUACCAGUACUUGGAAAACUUUGCAAACUUCACAGGGCACUGCCCCCCAUUGGAGGUGGAGCGCAACAAUAAGCUGAUUUGGCUUUGGGAGAACAGCAAGGCCCUCUAUCCUUCCAUUUACAUGGAGGAGGUCCUGAGAACUUCCCUCCAAGGGAAGAGAUUUGUGUGGGCCAAAAUGGGUGAAGCCAUGAGAGUGGCUGAACUGCCAUCUACCCAGCAUUCCUUGCCUGUCUUUGUGUAUGCCAGGCCAUUCUAUACCUACACACUGAAGGAGCUGACCCAGACAGAUUUGGAGUACACCAUUGGGCAAGCAGCUGCCAUGGGAGCACACGGCAUUGUACUCUGGGGAGAUGCAGACUAUUCUCGCAACCGGACCAACUGCUUAAAGAUUCAAGAGUAUUUGAUGAGCACCUUGGGCCCUUACAUUCUCAAUGUGACUACAGCAACCAAACUUUGCAGCCAAAACCUCUGUAAUAACCAUGGCCGCUGUGUUCGCAGAAAGAUGGACUCAGACAGCUAUUUGCACCUCAGUCCCAGUUCCUUCCAGAUCCAGACCAGCAUGGAGGGCAAUCAAACCAAAGUAUCAGUGACAGGAAGCUUGACUCCUCAGCAAAAGGACAAGAUGUGGCAAGAGUUCACCUGUCACUGUUAUCUGGGCUGGAGUGGGGAAAGCUGCUCUUCUCGAGGUCAAGGCUUGAGACUGCAAACAUGCAGCUUCUGCAUUCCUGGGAUGAUUCUUGCUGUGCUAUCGAUGUGGCAUUUAUGAGCCACUUGGACCGGUUGCUAUAAAUCUGUGUGAAGCCAGUGGUGUGACGUGAGCCCCACAUCCCGCUGUAUGGUGGAGAGAAGGGAAGGGUAAUGCAAGCAUGGCGUUUGGUGACAAAAGUCUUGUGAAGUGUUCUGUGAUUUCCACUGGCCUCCCGGGAUGUUCUCUUCUUGUGGUGUUUCACUGGAAAAGUCAGCAAGUGUGGAUUUCUCCUCAGCAACAUCCAUAAACCUAUGCAGGAUUUCUAUUCUUCCAAUACACAGAAGAUUUAUCCCCUCGCCCUUUUAAGUUACGUAUCUCUCUUCUCACCAGCAUCUUUACUACUCAGUGGUCACAUUUUCCUGAACUGUGACAAGAACAGUCAUUUUCUAUUUUUUUUUUAAAGAAAGUAAAAUGUAUUCAGCCAGGAUUGAGUAUUUAUGACAGCUAACAUAGCAAUGCAGUCAUUUUUACAGCACUAUACUCGACUUAAAGAAAUAAUUUAUAUGCAAACCGUUUCCACUUGAAACAAUUAUGUGUCCUCUGAAUGUGAUUAGUACUGUUUAACUGGAGUGUGUGUGUUGUACACAAGCUACCUCUCUUAUCAAGGCGGAGAGAUUUUUUUUUCCAAAAAAUAAUUUUUAAUUAAAUAUUUUUCAUGUCACACACA